UUUAUUUCCCCCCAAACUUCACCCUCCCACUUCGACAAAAACAAAAAUGUCCCAAAUAAAAUCUCAGUCCCGUCAAACCCAACACAAACUCAGUUCAAUCAAAUGGCCGUCAACUCACUAGCCAAACUCUCUACUUCUGCUUCCGCUUCCACUUCCACUCUUUGGCCACACCUCUGCCUGCCCACUUUUCCUAAACCUCACAGUUCCACUCCCAAUAAAUUUGCUAAGUGCACUCGCAUUUUUGCCAUGGCCAAUACCACUGCCACCAAGAUCGCUCCCGCCGUCAUCGUAGGCGGCGGGCGUGUCGGAAGGGCUUUACAAGAAAUGGGUAGUGGUCAAGAUUUGAUAGUGAAGCGUGGGGAACCUGUGCCGCUUGAUUUUGAGGGUCCUAUCUUUGUAUGCACGAGGAAUGAUGAUCUUGAAGCUGUUCUUGAGGUCACACCUAAGUCUAGAUGGAACGAUUUGGUUUUUUUCCAGAAUGGGAUGCUGGAACCGUGGCUUGAAAGUAAAGGCCUGGGUGAAGCAGACCAAGUAUUGGCUUAUUUUGCUGUAUCAAAGCUUGGAGAACCUCCUAUAGAUGGGAAGACUGAUACCAAUCCUGAAGGGCUAACCGCAGCAUAUGGGAAAUGGGCUACUGCAGUUGCUGCAAGAUUACAUGCUGGAGGCCUUUCUUGCAAGGUUCUUGACAAGGAAGCAUUCCAGAAGCAGAUGUUAGAGAAGUUGAUAUGGAUUUCUGCAUUCAUGCUUGUUGGAGCUCGCCAUCCUGGUGCAACUGUGGGCGUUGUGGAAAAGGAGUAUCGGUCUGAGGUUUGUAGUCUCAUUGUGGAACUAGCAUCUGCAGCUGCUGCCGAGAAAGGACUAACAUUUGAAGAAGCUAUGGACGAAAGAUUAUGCGCGUAUUCACGAGCUGUUGCACAUUUCCCAACUGCAGUUAAAGAGUUCAAAUGGAGAAAUGGCUGGUUCUAUUCUCUCACUGAGAAGGCACUUGCUGAAGGUAAACCUGAUCCGUGCCCCCUGCAUACAGCUUGGCUUAAAGAAUUACAAGUUGUUUAGCCAAUUAAUUGCACUCAACUUUUGCUUAUCAAGAUUUUUAGAUUAUGCUUUUAAGAAUAACCGAGUAACAUAAUAUAAGAGGGUUCAGAUAUUGUUUUGUUUUC
This is a messenger RNA of Mangifera indica (mango), 1157 nucleotides long. RefSeq lists its product as uncharacterized. Bases 103 to 1053 code for a protein of 316 amino acids. The record is from RefSeq and is a predicted model, not a curated record. Lineage: Eukaryota; Viridiplantae; Streptophyta; Magnoliopsida; Sapindales; Anacardiaceae. The transcript is spliced from 5 exons.